Molecule: messenger RNA, 722 nt
Organism: Phodopus roborovskii (desert hamster)
Lineage: Eukaryota; Metazoa; Chordata; Mammalia; Rodentia; Cricetidae
Product: trafficking protein particle complex subunit 2
Exons: 2
Coding region: 121-543 (140 amino acids)
Biological process (GO): endoplasmic reticulum to Golgi vesicle-mediated transport
Cellular component (GO): TRAPP complex; cytoplasm; nucleus
Source: RefSeq, a predicted model, not a curated record
UUUGGGCCAUGGUCGUUUGACCCUUCUCCGCCCUCACCGGAACCACUACUGCUCCUGAACUAGAGGGAAGCCGACUUAUGUGAGCAUUUCGCUACAAGAGCUGUACAUAUACAGAAGACAAUGUCUGGAAGUUUCUACUUUGUAAUUGUUGGUCACCAUGACAAUCCAGUUUUUGAAAUGGAAUUUUUGCCAGCUGGGAAAGCAGAACCCAAAGAUGAACAUCGCCACCUGAACCAGUUCAUAGCUCACGCCGCUCUGGACCUGGUUGAUGAAAACAUGUGGCUCUCCAACAACAUGUACUUGAAAACUGUGGACAAAUUCAAUGAGUGGUUUGUGUCAGCUUUUGUCACCGCUGGGCACAUGAGAUUCAUCAUGCUUCAUGACAUGAGGCAAGAAGACGGAAUCAAGAACUUCUUCACUGAUGUCUAUGACUUAUACAUCAAGUUUGCCAUGAAUCCCUUUUAUGAACCCAAUUCUCCUAUUCGAUCUACUGCAUUUGAGAGAAAAGUUCAGUUUCUUGGAAAGAAACAUCUUGUAAGCUAAAUGCAGGAAACCUGAGAAUCACAGUGAAGUAUGCUCAGGAGUAUAUGUACUGUGAGUAACUGGAUAAAACAGACUGACAAAAAAAAAAAAAAAACAAAAACAGCCUGGCAAUGGAUCUCUGUGAGUUCAAUCCCAGCCUGGUCUACUGAGUGAGGACAGCCUCCAAAGCUACAGAGAAA